Messenger RNA from Oldenlandia corymbosa var. corymbosa, 2106 nucleotides. The record is from the annotation of a GenBank genome assembly. NCBI's taxonomy places the organism in Eukaryota, Viridiplantae, Streptophyta, Magnoliopsida, Gentianales, Rubiaceae.
AUGAUGAACAUGGGUAGUCAUCGAGGGCAAGAUUUUUCCAGACACGACUUAAACGGAAUGAUGCACAGACACGACGAGGACGAGGACGACGACGACGAAGACGAGGAAUUCGACGACGAGGAGACGGAGGAAUCGGAGGGAGAAAGCGGUGACGGCCACCACCACCACCACCAUUGCAAGGGGAUGAUGACGUCGCUGUUGGGUUCUUCCCGGUGCAAGAAAUGGUUCCCGGGCAAAGUACUGGAUCCGAGAUCCACAUGGAUCCAGGAAUGGAACAGGGUUUUCCUGCUGGUGUGCGCAACCGGGUUAUUCGUGGACCCGCUUUUCUUCUACACGCUGUCCGUCAGUGAUAACUGCAUGUGCCUGUUUGUGGACGGCUGGUUCGCCGUCACCGUCACGGCUCUCCGUUGCAUGACCGAUGCUUUGCACCUCUGGAAUAUGUGGUUGCAGUUCAAGAUGAACAAACGUCCCAUUGCUUUUGCGUCUUUUAAUUCUGUCACUUCUAACGGCGGUGAUGACGGCGGAAGCGCUACUAGUCCAACCAGUGCUAAAGCUGUGGCCUUGAGAUACCUUAAAUCCAAGAAGGGUUUCCUUUUCGAUCUCUUUGUUAUUCUUCCUCUCCCCCAGAUUGUGUUAUGGGUGACCAUUCCAGCACUGCUGAAGAAGGGUUCAAUCACAAUGGCGAUGACAGUGUUGUUAAUCAUGUUCCUCUUGCAAUAUCUCCCCAAAAUCUAUCACUCAGUUUGUCUCCUGAGACGAAUGCAGAACCUCUCCGGCUACAUUUUCGGAACUGUUUGGUGGGGAAUUGCCCUCAACUUGAUCGCGUAUUUCGUCGCGUCCCACGCAGUGGGAGCUUGUUGGUAUUUGCUGGGAAUCCAAAGAGCAGCAAAGUGCUUAAAAGAGCGAUGCAGGGUAACAAGUGGAUGUAACCUUCAAAUGCUGGCAUGUGAACAGCCCAUUUACUAUGGCACAACAAGACUAGUGAAAAACCACUUUCGCCUGAUUUGGGGUGAGAAUAAAGAUGCCAGGUCUACUUGCCUGGAAAACUAUGACAAUUUCUACUAUGGAGCUUUUAAAUGGACUGUUCAGCUUGUUAGUAAUGAUAAUCGUUUGGAGAAGAUUCUUUUCCCCAUCUUUUGGGGGCUCAUGACUCUCAGUACGUUUGGAAACCUGGAGAGUACAACAGACUGGUUGGAAGUGGUGUUCAUAAUCAUUGUCCUAACAACUGGGCUCCUUUUGGUUACUAUGCUUAUUGGAAACAUCAAGGUGUUCUUGCACGCAACGACGUCGAAGAAACAGGGGAUGCAUUUGAGGAUGAGGAACAUAGAAUGGUGGAUGAAGAAGAGAAAGUUGCCUUCAAACUUCAGACAGAGAGUGAGGAACUACGAAAGGCAAAAAUGGGCAGCGAUGCGUGGAGUGGAUGAAUGUCAGAUGAUUAGGAAUCUCCCUGAAGGCCUCAGAAGAGACAUCAAAUAUCAUCUCUGUUUAGACUUGGUUAGGCAGGUACCUCUGUUUCAGCACAUGGAUAACCUGGUCCUAGAGAAUAUCUGUGACAGGGUGAAGUCCCUCAUAUUCACAAAGGGAGAAACAAUAACAAGAGAAGGCGACCCGGUUCAAAGAAUGUUGUUCAUAGUAAGAGGCCAUCUUCAGAGCAGCCAAGUACUCCGGGACGGUGUCAAGAGUUGCUGCAUGUUAGGCCCUGGAAACUUCAGCGGUGACGAGCUCCUGUCGUGGUGCCUGAGACGGCCUUUUGUCGAACGCCUGCCUCCAUCUUCUUCAACUCUGGUGACUCUCGAAACAACCGAAGCGUUUGGAUUGGAAGCUGAGGAUGUGAAAUACGUAACGCAACAUUUUCGAUACACAUUUGUGAACGAGAAAGUGAGGAGGAGCGCUAGGUACUAUUCCCCUGGAUGGAGAACUUGGGCCGCCGUGGCGAUUCAGUUGGCCUGGAGGAGGUACAAGCACCGUUUAACGCUCACUUCACUGUCUUUUAUUAGGCCAAGAAGGCCAUUAUCCAGGAGUUCUUCACUUGGUGAAGACAGGAUCAGGCUUUAUACUGCUCUUUUGACUUCACCGAAACCAAAUCAGGAUGAUUUUGAGAUAUGA